ACAAAAAUAAAACAAAACAAAAUGUGAAAAAGACGAGCCGUGUGAAUGGAAAAGAUGAAUCUAUGGAUGACGAGAUUGGGAGAUUAACGAACGAAGUUUUGCCUUCUGUUUGUUUUUUGUUUGAUUUUAUUUUAUUUUUUUUUUUUUUUUUGUUAUUUUUUUAGUUUAUCCGCAAAUGCAUUUCAAUUAAACAUUAUUCAAUAAAAACAUCACAUGUAAUUCUUGCAUACCUCUCGACCAUUUAAUAUAAAAUAUAUGAACGAACCGGGAAGUUUAAAAUGUGUGGUUGCUUUCAUUUUCUUUUAUUUAUUUUUAGCUGCGCAACGACGUAGUACCAAAAACGGCAGAGAACUUUCGAGCUCUCUGCACGGGUAAAAAGGGUUUCGGCUAUAAGGGUUGUACGUUUCAUCGUGUCAUACCGAAUUUUAUGUGCCAGGGCGGUGAUUUCACUAAUCAUGACGGCACAGGUGGAAAAUCCAUUUAUGGUAUCACUUUUAAAGAUGAAAAUUUUAAAUUGAAACAUACUGGGCCGGGCAUUCUUUCUAUGGCGAAUGCAGGUCCCAAUACAAAUGGUUCGCAAUUUUUCAUAUGUACUGUUAAGACACCAUGGCUGGAUGGUCAACAUGUUGUUUUUGGUCAAGUUAUACAGGGUAUGGAUGUAGUGAAGAAGAUGGAAUCAUUUGGUUGUGCUGCGGGUAGUCCAAUGAAAAAAAUCGUUAUUAUCGAUUGUGGUGAACUGAAGUAAUACUCAGAUCAUAAAAC
Glossina fuscipes is the source of this 762-nucleotide messenger RNA. RefSeq names its product peptidyl-prolyl cis-trans isomerase F, mitochondrial-like. The coding region runs from base 428 to 745 and encodes 105 amino acids. The record is from RefSeq and is a predicted model, not a curated record. Gene Ontology annotation, biological process: protein peptidyl-prolyl isomerization. NCBI's taxonomy places the organism in Eukaryota, Metazoa, Arthropoda, Insecta, Diptera, Glossinidae. Gene Ontology annotation, molecular function: peptidyl-prolyl cis-trans isomerase activity. The transcript has a single exon.